Molecule: messenger RNA, 1923 nt
Organism: Cuscuta epithymum
Lineage: Eukaryota; Viridiplantae; Streptophyta; Magnoliopsida; Solanales; Convolvulaceae
Source: the annotation of a GenBank genome assembly
GAAUGAUGUUAGGGCUUGCGGGGAUCCAUAGAGGUUUUGUCAGGGGAAGAGAUAAAACUCUAAAAUUCUUAAGGCGCAAGGAUUCCAAAGUGAGGCGGAAGGUGAAGCCGAUGAAUUCGGAGGGCAGUAGUCACCGCUCACACUCAAUCUUGUCGUGGUUCGUCACGGUUCAUCAUCACGAAACUUCCGCUUUGAUAUCAUCCGCAUCCACUUUCUUCUUCAUUCUGAGUGCAUAUUUCGUAGUUCUUCCAUUACGUGAUGAUGGCGCAAUAUCCUUGGGGUUAGGAAAUCUACCCGGUUUAUUCAUGGGAUCUCUACUACUCACAUUGGUAGCUGCUCCACUAUCCACUCUGAUUUUCACAUUGCCAAAUCUUUCGAAAUCCAAGGCCCUGGCCUUGAUACACAGGUUCUUUGCUGUUUCUCUUAUAGUAUUCUUCGCUCUGUGGAUCUCAUCUACUCCUGGAAACUCUUUUAAUCUCAAGGGAUUUUUUAACAUGUCCAUAAUAAAAGAGGAACUCAAGAUCACUGUUGACCAAGCUGGCCCGCCUGGGUGGGGUGACCAUGGAUGGUUUUACAUCACCGUGAGAAUCAGCUUUUUCCUUUGGGUUGCUCUGCUUAAUCUGAUAACGAUCUCCUCAACAUGGGCUAGAGUAAUUGAUGUGAUGGAUAAUGAGUCAGGUUCAAGAUUGUUUGGGUUCAUUGGGGCUGGUGCCACUCUUGGCCAGCUCUUCGGUUCAUUGUUUGCCACAGGAAUGGCUUGGUUAGGACCAUAUUUACUUCUUGUUGCUGCUCUUCUCAUGGAACUUGCUUCACAGUCAUCCAAGGGAAUAAAUAAAGAUAUCUCCCAUCUUCCCGAAGAACAAUCGCCCAUCAGGUUAGUUGAUGUUGAUCAUCCUACUGAUCAAACAGAGGUGACACACAAAAAAUCGUCUCCAGAAUUGUCUUCCUCAACCGGAAAGCCUCAGCAGCUCUGGGCCAUAUUAGAUGGGAUACGGCUUAUAUUGUCAUCAACAUAUUUACAAUGUGUAUCCUUAUUUCUGUGGCUGAGUGCAAUUAUCUCAUCUUUCUUCUACUUUCAGAAAGUGACUGUUAUUGCCAAAACAGUUACAAAUCCCGUGGGAAGAAGGCGAUUAUUUGCUGAGAUCAAUAGUUUGAUUGCUGUUUUUAUCCUUGUAGGACAGCUUACAUUAACGGGACGCAUCCUUAGCAUUGCUGGGAUUACUAUUGCUAUUUGCUCGUCUCCGUUUGUUGCUUGCAUAAAUUUAAUCACAUUAGCUAUAUGGCCCACAUGGAUUCAAGUUGCCAUAUCUGAAACUCUUAGAAAGGUGGUGAAUUAUGUGGUAACUAGGCCUGGACGGGAGCUUCUUUUUACUGUUGUCUCACAGGAAGAGAAGUAUAAAGCAAAGGUAUGCAUAGAUGUAAUUGUUCAAAGGCUGGGAGAUGCAACAGCAGCUGGCAUGUAUAAGCUCCUUUUCAGCACACUCCAUGGCAAAGUCACUACAGUCUCUCUAUGUGCAUUGCCGGUAUGCUUGUUGUGGAUAAUGAUAGCUUUUCAUCUAGGGCGCAGGCAAAAACAACUCUCAAGGCUUCAAACAUUUGCAGCAGUUGAAAUGGCUGGGAGUUAAUUUAUUUUAUUCAUUGAUUACAACUUGUAAGGAAGUUAUUUGUUUUAUAUUUUUAGAGUUUUACCCACACACUUGUCCAAAUUAAAAUCAGAAAUAGAUGCAUCAGCAUAAGAGUAGCAUAUUACUUUGUUUUCUUUAUAGUUUGACACUUGACAGAUAUAGACACAUCUAGUGAGUGUGAACCUAGUUAUCUCUUAUCUCAGAAGAGAAGUCAUUCGCAAGAAAUUACAUUUUUGUUGUACUCUUGCAGUCGUCUAAUGACUCUAAUCCUUUAGUCUGUUAGAAAAUUGCUAAAAGC